Molecule: messenger RNA, 243 nt
Organism: Dryobates pubescens (Downy woodpecker)
Lineage: Eukaryota; Metazoa; Chordata; Aves; Piciformes; Picidae
Product: pancreatic hormone
Exons: 2
Coding region: 1-243 (80 amino acids)
Biological process (GO): neuropeptide signaling pathway; feeding behavior
Cellular component (GO): extracellular region
Molecular function (GO): neuropeptide Y receptor binding; neuropeptide hormone activity
Source: RefSeq, a predicted model, not a curated record
AUGGCUCCCCGCUGGCCGCCGCUGCUGCUGCUGCUGUGUGCCCUGGCACUGCUGGCUGGGCAGCCUGGCACUGCCAGCCCUGCUCAGCCAACCUACCCCGGGGACGAUGCUCCGGUGGAGGAGCUGCUGCGCUUCUACAACGACCUCCAGCAGUACCUCAACGUCGUCACUCGGCACCGGUACGGCAAGCGGUCGGGCAGCAGAGUGCUGUGCGAGGAGCCCUUUGGCCCCGAGGGGUGCUGA